Microthlaspi erraticum is the source of this 1302-nucleotide messenger RNA. NCBI's taxonomy places the organism in Eukaryota, Viridiplantae, Streptophyta, Magnoliopsida, Brassicales, Brassicaceae. The record is from the annotation of a GenBank genome assembly.
AUGGCAUCUUUUCCUCAUCCCGGCUCCGUCACCGUCUGCGAAAUCAACAGAGACUUGAUUACGGCUCAGAGCUUGUCUGACGAUCGAGCUCAGGAGACUUAUGGAAAGCUUCUCGGAAUGGUGUUUAGUCCCGUUUCGUUCGAGAAUGGACCUAUCUCUCUGCAGGAAAACGAAGGACAAGAGGGUGGAGAUAGAGCAAGUGUUGAGAGAAAAGGACUGGUGGCAACACUGCAAAUGAAGUUUGCAGACGUCCUUAAACAGAUUUUAAAACCCAUCGAUGUUAAUCUUCUGUCAGAGAUUGAUCUUCAAGGAGUGAGUUGGCAUCAAGGGAAGCAUAUUAUUGCCUUUGUAUCCGGUGCAAGUCAAGUUACAAUUCGUGACUACGACGACAAAGAUGAGAAGGAACCUUGCGUUUUGACUAGUGAUUCCCAGAGAAGUGUUAAAGCCUUUGAGUGGAGGCCAAAUGGUGGAAAAUCACUCUCUGUAGCCUGUAGGGGAGGGAUAUGCAUAUGGGCUGCCUCCUAUCCAGGUAACAUGGCAUUGGUUAGAUCUGGUGGUUCCUCGUUGAGGGGAAGUCUCUCUCGAGGAUCUGGAGCUCGCUGGAUCUUGGUGGACUUUCUUCGUUGUCAAAAGGAUGAGCAAAUUACCUCUUAUGAAAGCUCUUCUUUCACCAUAUGGGAUGUUUCUCAAGGUGCGGGAACACCUAUUCGACGGGGACUAGGUGGCAUAUCAAUGCUUAAAUGGUCACCCACAGGGGACUACUUCUUUGCAGCAAGAUUUGAUGGAACCUUUUGCCUAUGGGAAACAAACACAUGGACAUCUGCACCGUGGUCUUUGUCUACUGGAUCCGGCUCUGUCACGGGAGCAAUAUGGGAUCCUGAAGGAAGGUUUAUCUUGAUUUCAUUUUCAAAGUCUUCAACACUGGGUUCUGUUCAUUUCUCAUCCAAGCCACCUGCAUUGGAUGCUCAUCUGUUACCAGUUGAAUUGCCAGAGAUUGCUUCUGUGACUGGCAGUGAGGGAAUCGAGAAGAUAGCAUGGGAUGCAUCUGGGGAACGAUUGGCUGUGUCAUACAAAGGAGGUGAUGACAAUUACAAAGGACUGAUUGCCAUCUACGACACACGAAGAACACCUAUUGUAUCAGCAUCACUUGUAGGUUUCAUCAGAGGACCUGGAGAAAACCCGAAAGCUCUCUCCUUUUCAUUCCAUGACAAGUUCAAGCAAGGUCCGCUUCUCUCUGUGUGUUGGAGCACUGGAUUCUGUUGCACCUAUCCGCUCAUCUUCCGUUCACAUGUUCUUCCUUAG